AUGGGCGCCGAAUUCUUCGUGACUGUCUUCGACUGGAUCGACUACAUCCUCCCGAUUGGACGCGAGAAGGCCUUGGAAGAUGUUGAAUACCAGCAUGUCAACUUCGUGACGGCGGUCUUCACCCAGUCCGCGCUGUACACCGUGCUGGAGGUCUUCCAGUAUCUUCCUCGUGAGCGACUACGCGAGAUAGUCCUGCACCCCGAGCAGCGUCUGACCGCAAUUCUGGUGCGCGCGUGGCUCAAGUGGCCCCGACUGCAACGAUUGCUGCGCGAUGGGGAAGAGCUCGACGCCAAGAUCGUCGAGGGCUGCGCCAUAGGUUUCCCUAUGUUCUAUCGUACCUUACAGGACGACGACCUUCGCCACAAAGUCCUCUCGGAGCUCAUGCACCACAUCGGCUACAACCCGCGUCGCUUCUGGCUCCGCUAUGCGCGCCACAUACGCUUGACCAGGGGCUGCGAAGACUGCACCGCGAUGGCAUACAUGCGCAACCUCCUCGGGGACAUCGUCUACUUCACGGCGGUCCCGGGUUUUACCAAACUUCCGGAGAAGCUGACCAUGGAGAUGGUAGACUGCCUGCGGUACCAGAUCCUCAGGAAGUCGAUGGCCGGGAUAUGGAGGCAGGCCUGGGUGUCCCUCUCCCCGCUGUGUAUGAUGAAUACGCACACCCUCGCAUGCGCUUUGAAACACGGCCUGCUGGAGUGCCUCGUCCGUAUACGCAUCAAGCAUGGGCGCAACACUCCCGGUCUCGCGGAAAUGGCCACCGUGAUGCACUCGGUCGUGACCUUGCCGAGCGCCAUCCGUGCCUUCUACGACGCCUACACAGACCUCAUGGAGCGCUUCCCGUCGAUUUCCUUCGAUGAAGAAGAGAAGCGCGUCAUCAAGGCCUUCCUAAUCCGCCACCGUCUUCUCCAGGACGCUGACGAGGGCUGGCAGCUUGUCAAUACAUGUUGCAACGCGGCGCCGGCGGCGGCGAAGAUGGUGGCCUCCGUGCAUGUGUAUGCGGCGAAGCGCUGUACUGCUCGAGAGCGUGCCAGCGGGCGCACUGGAGAUCCAGAUACGGCAGUCACAGAGAACAAUGCCCUGCCCGUCGUAAUCUCGAAGGAUGUGAUAGACUUGCGUCCUCUGUCGGAGGGCCAAGAGGUCGAUGUUGAUGUACGACCCCUGGAUCUGGGUGGGAGACCGUUGCCUGCGUGGCAGGUCGUCGAUAUCAUCUUCUUGCAAGAUGGGAAGGCAUGUAUGCGGCGCAUACAGUUCAUGUCGGAGGCGCGAGCCGGUCGAGUGCGCAUGCCCUUCCGCCUUCUCACAGAGUCGUUCUUCAAUGAUCGCAAAAGCUUGACACUCGAGCAGUCGACGCCGGCUUGGAGGACUCCGCGCCACACAUUGUCUGCCGCGGGCUCAGACAAUGCCGUCCUCGGUAUCAUUUCGACCAUGAAAAUCGUCAGGCUUCAACUCCGUGUUAGUGCUUAG
This is a messenger RNA of Schizophyllum commune H4-8, 1467 nucleotides long. RefSeq lists its product as uncharacterized. The record is from RefSeq and is a predicted model, not a curated record. Bases 1 to 1467 code for a protein of 488 amino acids. Lineage: Eukaryota; Fungi; Basidiomycota; Agaricomycetes; Agaricales; Schizophyllaceae. The transcript is spliced from 5 exons.